AUGGAAAUGAAUGGUCAGAACUGGAAGUCACAGGUGCGUGCGGUGCAGCAGCGAGGGCACAGAGGGGAGUCUACCCACCUGAGGUGGAAAAGAGGAAACGAGCCGCUUCAGACCUCUCUCGCCUCUGUCCCUCUCUCGCCUCUGUCCCUCUCUCGCCUCUGUCCCUCUCUCGCCUCUGUCCCUCUCUCGCCUCUGUCCCUCUCUAGCCUCUGUCCCUCUCUCGCCUCUGUCCCUCUCUCGCCUCUGUCCCUCUCUAGCCUCUGUCCCUCUCUCGCCUCUGUCCCUCUCUCGCCUCUGUCCCUCUCUCGCCUCUGUCCCUCUCUCCCUCUGUCCCUCUCUCGCCUCUGUCCCUCUCUCGCCUCUGUCCCUCUCUCGCCUCUGUCCCUCUCUCGCCUCUGUCCCUCUCUCGCCUCUGUCCCCUGUCCCUCUCUCGCCUCUGUCCCUCUUAUCCGCCAUGAGGUCUGUCUAGGGGCGUUUGCAUUUUUUAAUCCUUUAUGCCGAAACUCAUCCUCACAUUCCCAUCCCGCCAUUUCCAAUUCUCCAUCAUCCAUCCACGAUUCCGCUGUCCUACUCCCGCCGUCCUACUCCCGCCGCCCUGCUCCCGCCGCCCUGCUCCCGCCGUCCCUCCUUCCCACACCCCCCCCAUCGCCUCACCUACACGCCCAUAUCGACCUCCACUCCCAUUUUGAACCGCUCCUCGCCGAACACCACCGACACCUCUCGCGCCGCCAUCGCGGUUAG
Closterium sp. Naga37s-1 is the source of this 741-nucleotide messenger RNA. The record is from the annotation of a GenBank genome assembly. Lineage: Eukaryota; Viridiplantae; Streptophyta; Zygnematophyceae; Desmidiales; Closteriaceae.